Molecule: messenger RNA, 741 nt
Organism: Trichosporon asahii var. asahii CBS 2479
Lineage: Eukaryota; Fungi; Basidiomycota; Tremellomycetes; Trichosporonales; Trichosporonaceae
Exons: 1
Coding region: 1-741 (246 amino acids)
Source: RefSeq, a predicted model, not a curated record
AUGAAGCAGCCCCUCCUGCACGCGCACGCCGUACCAGGGACACCACUCCUGCGAGUGUUUCUUUGUUCGUCCAACGGUGGUCCCUUACUGCAGGGAAAAGAGUCUCUCUCGCGCGAUCCUGAAGCCAUCAAGCUCAUUGCUCGCGCUCUCCCCCUUCCCUUAUCCCUUGAGCGCGCCCCAAGGGCCGAGGGCAAGCACCCGACACAUCACCACCCAUCUGACCACCGGGCCAGUGCAUCGGACACCGCUGUGACCACAAAGCUCACUCAACCUUCAUCCAAGCUCGACCCGUUCCUUGCGCGCUCCUUUGCGUGGCCAGUGCACUCUCACUCGGUCUCUCGACUUUCCAGUUCCAUCCUCUCAUCCAAACCACGAUCACUACUCGACACUCGUCUCCGUGUACACCACCGAAGAAUCACCCACAACUCCACCCUCCUCCGGCUCGAUAGGCUAGUCCGGCUCCCGAGCUACCGACUAGUCCACGAGGCAGACAGGCCACCGCACCCCCCUUCCCUCUCACCUGCCGACGUUUCACCCUCCUCCAUCAACCGACACCUCAUCUCUCACACAUACCACCACCAGAAUACACACAGACACCCAUCAUCCAUCUCGACGCUUCUUUCUCCCUCUCCAAAACAUCGAAUCCCAUACGCCCGCCCGUCCGCUCGCGCAUCGACACUCGACUCGCUCGCCCUCUCUCUCUCCUGUAUCACUACGCUCACGCACGUCUAUAAUCCUUAA